AUGGUUCGCAAUUAUUCAACACUGGCCAUUGUCGGCCUCGCCGCAUGUGCAGCCUGCGCCGCCGACGCCGCCGCCGAAGCAGCCACCAUCGGCACAGGCGUCUUUUUCCACAUCCUUGGCCACAACAGCGACAGGCUUCUCACGACUCGGCAAAAGGGCAGCGCCGGCGACAAGUGCCUUGCCGGCCAAGUCGCCUGCGACGCCGAGUGCAUUGACCAGUCCUUCGAGUGCUGCCACGUCGGCCAGGGCCAGGCCUGCCAGGCGGGCUACAGCUGCUAUAGCCAAGGUUGCUGCCGCCAGGGUCAGACGUGCUCCGGCCCGCCCAAGGGCUGCACGGCGACGACCAAGAUGUGCGACAUUGGCUGCAUCCCCAAAGAUCGCGUGUGCUGCGACUUCGGUGACGGCUCGUCGUGCGACUCCGACACCGUCUGUCUAGCCUCGGGGGUCUGCGGCCGCCAGCAGAGCGAGCUCGGCCCCAGCAGCGACCGCGGCUCUGGAUCCGGGUCUAGCCAGACACCGACGUCGGGAGGAGUUGUCAUCAUAUCAGACACCAGCGGCUCGACUGCAGCUGCCUCGUCGCUUAAGACGCAGUCGGAUACCGCCGUCGGCGCGAGUAUAACGUCGUCUGCCGCCGAGGUCAGCAGCGGCGUGUACAGUCUCUCACCUAUCACGACGACGGGCGAGGCGUCAUCGCGCGCCUCUCCAACGGGCAAGCCAAAACCAACAACGAGCGCGGGCAGCAGCGCAACCAGCUCCGACAGGGGCGGUUCGGGUGCGACGCUCAAGGCGCCGGCCAUCUUGGCAGGACUCUUCGCGGCGGCAGCGUACGCCAUAUAA
Akanthomyces muscarius is the source of this 837-nucleotide messenger RNA. RefSeq lists its product as uncharacterized. The transcript has a single exon. The coding region runs from base 1 to 837 and encodes 278 amino acids. The record is from RefSeq and is a predicted model, not a curated record. Lineage: Eukaryota; Fungi; Ascomycota; Sordariomycetes; Hypocreales; Cordycipitaceae.